Puccinia graminis f. sp. tritici CRL 75-36-700-3 is the source of this 411-nucleotide messenger RNA. RefSeq lists its product as uncharacterized. The record is from RefSeq and is a predicted model, not a curated record. The transcript has 4 exons. Bases 1 to 411 code for a protein of 136 amino acids. NCBI's taxonomy places the organism in Eukaryota, Fungi, Basidiomycota, Pucciniomycetes, Pucciniales, Pucciniaceae.
AUGUCACACAAAGCUUCCAAUGUGUUUUCCUGGCUACUGCUUCUGAUUCUUGUUCAUAAAUAUUCUACCAUGGAGCUCUCUCAAGCAAAAACUCACCCUGAUGCUGUCUCUGCUCCCAUUCCUAUGAAAGUGGAUAUGAGGCCAUUCAUAGCAAGGGAGAAUCUUGGAAGCUCAGAAGCCCUGAAAGAGCUUUCAGGUUCAUCAGACAGAUUGGAAGACCAUUCAAAUAGUCAGGGAGAGAAGACCAACUCAGUGGCCAUAAAUAUUGAAGAUGAAACUGUACAAGAUGGUUCCAAGGGAAAACCAAUGGCAAAUCUCCCAGGGAAACCUUCCUCUGAGUCUGAUGGAGUCAUCAAUUCUUCAUAUAAAUCACCUUUGUCUUCAAUUGUCCCUGGAAGAUUGGUUCUAUAA